Styela clava is the source of this 2080-nucleotide messenger RNA. RefSeq lists its product as uncharacterized. Gene Ontology annotation, biological process: proteolysis. The record is from RefSeq and is a predicted model, not a curated record. Gene Ontology annotation, molecular function: serine-type endopeptidase activity. Lineage: Eukaryota; Metazoa; Chordata; Ascidiacea; Stolidobranchia; Styelidae.
AUAAAUGUACACAUAUAUAUGGAACCAGGCGAUUGUCGUGUUAUUCGUAACGCAGGUCGAUUGUUAACUUGAAGUUUUUCUCGAGCAAUAUAUUCUUAUUGUGUAUUUUCAAUUAUUUUACAACACAUUUCUAAUAUACCUCACGAAGAUGAAUGUCUCUAUACUGCUUACUUCAAUACUGAUCGUUGCAGGGCUUAUUUGCAUGGCAGAGUUUGGAGAUGCUGCUGGGAAACGAAUGGCAAAAGGUUUUAAAAGAGGGCGUAGAAGAAACAAUAAUUGGCGACAAUGGGGUGAAUUCGGGCAUUGCAGUGCAACAUGUGGCAUUGGCGUGACGACACGAUAUCGCCUGUGCAAAAAAAUUAUGUGCAGGGGAAAGUCUUUUUCGACACAACCGUGCUUUGUGCAACCAUGCGAAGAAGGUAAAUGGAAACCUUGGUCAAACUUUGGUCCCUGCAGUAAGUCCUGUGGAGGGGGAAUCAAAAUCAGAAAACGAAAGUGCAAAGGAAAACAAUGUUUAGGGCCUGAUCAACAUUCGAAACCAUGCAAUAAAAUAAAAUGCAAAGGUAAAUGGAGUGCCUGGGGUCCACCAGGUCCUUGCAGUAAAAAAUGUGGUGGGGGGAAAAGAGAACGCGUAAGGACAUGUUUGACUACGGAAAAGUGCUACGGACCCAGUAAGAAAAAAGAUACAUGUGGUACAAAAGUAUGCCCAGAGCCUUCAAUCUGGGGACCGUGGACUAAAUUUGCUCCAUGCACAAAAUCAUGUGGAACCGGAGUUAAAGUAAGAACAAGAAAUUGCAAAUCGAAGACAUGCAGAGGACCAAACACACAAAGAGGAGACUGUAAAACACAACUAUGCGAAGCUGCGUCAGUGUGGGGAGAAUGGGGUAAAUUUUCGCCGUGCAGCAAAUCUUGUGGAACAGGAAUGAAAGUGAGGACAAGAGAAUGCAAAAGUAGAACAUGUCUCCGUGGACCCUCCAAACAAGUUGGGAAUUGUAAGGAAAUACCGUGCCCUGGAGAUUGGAGUGAAUGUACAAAGUCUUGUGGAAUUGGAACGAGAUAUAAAUUUGAUUCAGAAAACUGUCUGAAUCCCGGUAAUCCAAAAUGUUUUAGGACGUUUGAAGAAUGCAAUAACAUAGAAUGUCCAGAAGAAACGUGCACCGAUGGUAAAGAUUAUCGAUAUGGAAUGAAGUAUUCAUGUUGUGAUAACGAAGAAUAUGGUGGAAGAGUCAUUAAGGGUAAAGAAGCCGAACUUAGCCAAUGGCCUUGGAUGGUGUUGAUUGUCUUCAAACAAAUAUGUGGGGGAUCAUUAAUACACCCACAAUGGAUUUUGACCGCCGCCCACUGUUUCAGUGAAGAAACUGAUCCAGAUCCCUCGUCUAUCUCUGUUUAUGUAGGAAUUCAAAACUUAACACAAAGACAAGAUUCAUCAAAGCGCCAUUUGGUGGAAAAGCUUAUACAACAUCCCAGAUACAAGGAUCUACAAAACGAUGUCACUCUUCUAAAGCUUAAAGAUGAAGUGAACACACAGUUUCUAUCAACAGUCUCGACAAUCUCCCUCCCGCUCUCUGAAGAUACUCCUCUAGAUUCGACUUGUUUUACUGCUGGAUGGGGAUUGACAAACCCUCGAAGUUUCACUCCUUCCGACCCUCUCAUGGAAGUAGAUGUCCAGGUACUUGAUAUUGGUGUAUGUAGAAAAGCUUACAAAGAUAAUCGGCAAGUUGGAUCCUAUGUUAUGGAGUCUAGCAAACUAAUAUGCGCCGGGAGUUUAACCAAGAAAAACGAUGCUUGCAUGGGCGAUAGUGGCGGUCCCCUCGUCUGUCAAAGAUGUUCCUCGUGUGAAUGGUAUCUGGCCGGCGUGACCUCAUUCGGUCCAGAAGAUAACUGUGGAUUACCUGGACAUCCAGGCAUGUACUCAAGAGUGAAGAGCUUCGAGAGCUGGAUCGUCGGUCAUAUACCAUCCUUGAAAGGAAAACAAAAAUCAUGCGAGUACAAAUAUGGACCUUGAACCUAUUACAAGAACCUGAAGUGAUUUAAGUUCAUGGGUCGUACUGACGUAAGCCUGUGAAACAAUUUGAAUAAA